AUGAAUAACAAUAACCCGCACCACCAGUUCCCCUUCAACUCCGACACACAGAAACAUCACGCGCAAUUCUCAGACUCAUCAAGACCUUUUCCUCCUCCUCCACCUAGGUUAAGUAGGAUACCAUCGAUACCAAAUCAGCCGGAUUCAGGUCCAGUCUACUCACAUAGAGGAUCAUACGACGCGUCGCCAUACUUCUCACCUCAAGCCAGUCAGUCUUCUUCAUACUUUCCUGGUCAGACACAACAGCCAGCAUCAUACCUUGCUGGUACGCAAACGCAACAGCAGUACACAUCCUAUUUAGCUGGUCCUGCACAGCCAUACUACGGCCAAUCGGGCGACUAUUCGGUACCGGAAGACAACAUGGCUAGAUUGCGAAAUAGGCCACAAGUCAACUACAGUGACGAUGCAUAUUCCACAAACGAGUUCAACGAGCGAGUCGCCCCUCAACAACGUAUCCCACCACAACCUCAGCCCAUCAUGUCUGCUCCACUCCCAGUUCAGCAGCCGUUACAACAAGCACAACCAGUAGCGUCAAUACCACAAGCCAUGCCACAGCACAAUCUUCCGCAGGUCGAAGUCAAGACCAAGUUCCCUGUAGCGAGGAUCAAACGCAUCAUGCAACUGGAUGAGGAUAUUGGCAAAGUAGCACAAGCUACACCAACAGCUGUUGCCAAAUCGCUGGAGCUGUUCAUGAUCGACCUCGUGGCCAAAGGUGCCGCCAACGCCAAAGAUCAGGGCAGCAAACGUGUGACCGCGACGCACUUGAAGAAUGCGCUGCUGGCCGAUCCACAGUACGACUUCUUGAGCGAGAUAUGUGAAAACAUCCCAGAUGAAAAUGUCAAAAAGAGUCGAGCAAAGUCCGAAGCAAAGAGUGAUAGUGACGACGAAGAUAUCACCGCCGCCGCAGCACCUAAGAAGAAAAAGGCUGCCGGCAAGAGGAAAAAGGCGGGAGGAGAAGAUAGCGACUAG
Molecule: messenger RNA, 969 nt
Organism: Lithohypha guttulata
Lineage: Eukaryota; Fungi; Ascomycota; Eurotiomycetes; Chaetothyriales; Trichomeriaceae
Exons: 1
Coding region: 1-969 (322 amino acids)
Biological process (GO): transcription by RNA polymerase II
Cellular component (GO): negative cofactor 2 complex; nucleus
Molecular function (GO): RNA polymerase II general transcription initiation factor activity; protein heterodimerization activity; core promoter sequence-specific DNA binding
Source: RefSeq, a predicted model, not a curated record